Messenger RNA from Passer domesticus (house sparrow), 3422 nucleotides. RefSeq names its product cryptic protein-like. NCBI's taxonomy places the organism in Eukaryota, Metazoa, Chordata, Aves, Passeriformes, Passeridae. Gene Ontology annotation, biological process: heart development; nodal signaling pathway; blood vessel development. Gene Ontology annotation, molecular function: nodal binding; activin receptor binding. Gene Ontology annotation, cellular component: extracellular region; cell surface. The record is from RefSeq and is a predicted model, not a curated record.
CCUAGCUGAAAAUAAUAUUUUUUUCCUAAUGCACUAGCAAAUAAACCCUAGAACAAAUGUAACUACAGCUCUUCUUUUUAAAGUCAAAAUACUAGCCCCACUAUACAGUUAGAGAACUCAAAUGAAAACAGGAGUUUUUCAAAUUGUAAGUAUUUUCCAAAGUAAAUAUUUUCAAGUGUGGAUAAUACAUGCAUGUUUUCUGAACACAUGCAAAAAUUAUGUCUCUUUUAUUUGUAUGAAACAUUGUAUAGUCCUAAUUAGGAACAGUAUCUGUUGUUAUGGCAGUACUUUAUGAUAGGUUUUAAGCAAGCACCUAAACUUUUACAUGUUUAAUUUAGAAGUCCUUUUCAAUCACAGCAGGUAGGGGCAGACAGCAUAAUGGUAAGAGUAAUCUGUCUCUUCAAAGUUGUUGCCAUUUAAAACCAAAAUCCCUUCCUGAAUUAAUAUGUGAUUUUAUCAUAAUAUGCUUUCUGUGAAACAUCUUACCCACAAAUAUUAAGAUAAAAGUACUGGCACUGAUUUAGCUGAAUUGCACACAAAUGUACAUCACAGACUCAAUUCUAAAAGGCAUGGUACUUCAAUACAAGUCUGGAACAAGAAUAUAGCUUCAUCUAAAUCCAUUUAAGUUAGUAACAUAAAGCACAUCAUGAAACAAGAUGCCACAAAGCUAAAGGGUUAUCCUGUAUCUACAAGAAAAUGGUUGAGCUUAGAACAAUUGGAGCAAAUUAUUGUAGCAGCACUGGGAAUGCCUUAUCCCCUAAGACAGGCAUAGCCCUGCAGAGCCCUCCCUGCAGGCAUUCCCUGAGGAAACAACGAUUUUAAAUCAUCAGCAAUGCUCUUCUGUCCUCUUGUUGAAGGCCAGUGUACCCACAGCAGACAUGAAAGAACACGUCAUCCUAGAGUCACAGAAUGUGCUGGGGCUGGAAGGGACCCCCAAAGAUCAUUGAGUUCCAACGCACCUGUCAUAGUCAGGGACACCUUCCACUAGACCAGGUUGCUAAGGGCCUCAUCUAGGCUGUCCUUGUACACCACCAGGGAUAGGUAAUCCCAGUUUCCCUGGGCAAUCAGCACCAGGAUAUCUGCACCUCACAGUAAAGAAUAUCUUCCUAAUAGCUAAUCCAGACUUGCCCUUUUUCAGUUUAAAGCAAUUGUCCUUUGUCCUGUCACUAUCUUGCCAUAUAAAAAGGUCAUCACCCUUCUUUUCUCAAGUUGCCUUAAGGUACUGAAAGAUCAUAAUGAGGUCUUUUCAAAGCCUACUGUUAUCCAGGCAGAACUGCCCCAAAUAUCUCUGCCUGUCUUCAUAGGAUAGAGGCUUUAUCUCUCAGAACACCUCCUGGCUUCCUCUGGACCUACUCUAACAGGUCCACAUCCCUCCUCUGCUGGGGACCCCAGGGCUGACUGCAGGGUUCCAAGUGGGUCUCAGCAGGGCAGAGCAGAGGGGCAGAAUCCCCUCCCUCAACCUAUAGUACACACAUUUGAUGCAGCCCAGGACAUUUUUGGCUUUCUGGUAUGCAAGCACAUGAUGUCGGAUCAUGUCCACCUUUUAUCUUCUAGAAUCCCCAACCCCACAAGUAUGCUCUCAGUUUUCCCUAUUUCUUCUCAUGUCUGGGAGUGCUCUAGCCCAGGUUCAGUGCCUUGCAGUUGGACUUGUUGAGCUUCAUAAGGUUCUCAUGUGCCCCAUUCUCAAGCUUGUCCAGGUCCCUUUGGAUGGAAUCCCAGCCUUCUGUUGUGUCAACUGCACUGCUCAGAUUUGUGUCAUUUGAAAACUUGAGAUUGCACUCGAUCCCACUGUCCGUGUCACUGAAGUAAACACUGCAGAGCAGUGGUCUCAAAACAGAGCCUGAGGGACAUGACUCAUCACCAGCCUCCACCUCAGCACAGAGGCAUUGACCACAACUCUCUGGCUGCCAGCCAACUCUUUAUCCGUUGAACUGUCCAUCCAUCACAUCCAGGUGUUUCCAAUUUGGAGAUAAAGAGCUUCUGGAUAGCUUGUAGCUCUUGAUUGCAGUAGUCCAGUUGUAUGACUUUUUCCAGUGUUUCCAUCACAGCAAUAAUGGCAUUAUUUUCUAAUUUCACAACAGUUUCCAACUUCUCUUGCUUGUUAUCCAUGCUGUGUACAGCUGCGAAAGAGAACAUGUCUUAAAAACACUCUCCAUCUGCUUUAGUGCCAAGAGGGUUGACUUUAAUUAGGAUAGCUAUCUCUGCAAAUUAAGCCAGCCUUUGUACCAAACUGGAUGAGAAGUUAUCCCAGCUUCCAAACCAUUGGUUCAGAUGGGGCAAAUCUGGCAAGUGACAGCCACAGGGACUUACAAACAAGGGAUGAUAAUGUCUUUAGUCAGUGCGACCAUUUCUUCAGUGAGGUCUGCCCCAUACUUCUGACGUGACCUUGUAUCUAGCUAAGUAUUUUUAGCAGAAAUCUCAAAAGGAGGUUUCAAGGAUCUUUGCUGCAAAGUACUACAAUCUCAUAAAGCACAUUCCUGGUGGAAAACCCUGGCAGAGUCAAGGCAUCAGUGCAUGUAAAUCGGGGGCUGGCCAGGGAGUCCCAGCCCGGAGGGAUGCUCCCGGCUCCCGGCCAGGGCUCAGUCAGUGGUACGGCUGGCGACCAAGCCUUGCUGUAAGCUGGACAGCCGGAGGAAAGUUUCGUCAGUCCCGCUUUCUCUGUCCAUCGGUGUCUGCCGUGCGAGGACUGCUGCAUGCAACAGCCUGAAGCACAGGGCUCUGGACCUUCUGCUCCAGCUCUCCCGGAGGACCUCACAGCUGUUUCAGGCUGCAGAAAAAUGUACUGGGGAAAUCAUGUUAGAAUUCUUUUCACUGUGACUCUUGUCUGGCAGGCUGUUCAUUUAGAAAAAGGCCCUGAAAAAGAAGAAUGGAAAGAAGUUGUGAAAAGUCUCAAUGUUACAGCACAAAAGCAGCAGCCCAAGAAUGAAGGGACAUUAACAAAUGCGCUAAGUGAUAUGAAUCAGAGUUACGAAAGUAGAAAGCAACAGAGUUCCAGGUCUUUAGUACCUUUCACUGGAAUUACAGAGAGUAAAAAACUGAACAGACGCUGCUGCCAGAAUGGAGGGACUUGUAUCCUGGGGACCUUCUGUGCCUGCCUAAAGCACUUCACUGGCAGAUACUGUGAAUACGAUGAACGGCAAGGCAGCUGCGGCAGCAUUCCCCACGGCGUCUGGGUGCUGAAGGACUGUUGGCUUUGUCGGUGUGGCUAUGGCACACUGCACUGUCUCUCAGAAAUAACACAGAGUAACUGCGAACUGACAUCGGAAACAGAGGAAAUUAUCAAACUGUAUUCCAGUGGUUUAAGAUUACAGCAAGCACUGUUUUCAGUUACUUGCCUGCUUGUCAUCCUCCUGGAGUUCUGCUAGCUGGCACUUGUGAAACUGGACAAGGGGAAAUACUCAGGGUUGAUAUAACCCUCAUCA